UCCUUCACCGUAUCGACCAUCCGCCUCACUGCCAUGUGGGAAGCGGGCGAUUUCACGGCGGAGGAAUGGACAACCAUCCAGACGCAGCUGGACACGCUGAAAGUGUUCGCUCAGGACAGCGAGAAGUCCGGGCGUGAGUGGAGUUUGAUCACCUUGGAGACCUUAGAAUUCCUGGCCUCCUUGCCGGAGAGCGUGAGGGAGAGACUUGCGGCGCAGAAGUACUACAACUUCUCGGUGGAGUCGCCAGCCCCGCGUGGCCCUGCGGGCACGAAGAAGACAAAGAUCAUUUCAGCUGACCUGGACACCUUCAAGGCCGGGCAGAUCUUGGGCCACGCGAAAUCCAAGCCGGUGCUCAUCAACUUUGCCAACGAGUGGGAUGCAGGUGGUGGUUGGCUCAGCGGCAUGUGGGGUGCUCAAGAGGAGUGCUUGAUGCGACGAAGUUCGCUGUAUUUGUCUCUGUGGCCCUUGCGGCGACCGGACGACGAGCUUUGGAGACGCUCUCCGCCCAACCGAGGACCAUCCGGCACCUGGAUCCCGGAUUUGGAUCACAAGCGGCCCGUGGCCUAUCGCCAGCUGGGCUUCGGCGAGGGCGGCGAGCGGGUGAUCCUGCCGCACCUGGAAGAGCGUCCAGGUGACGAUCAGACAGACCUUCGUGGGAAUGAAGAGGCCAUGAAGAUCCUCAAGAGGGUGGACGUGCCGCGCGCCUACACCAAUGACAAAGAUGGAUUUCCAUUAUCAGAGGCCGGUGUGGUCUACACGCCCAGCCUCUUGGUCUUCCGCUCACCGGACACCUUGUCUCCCGAUGGCAAGAUCACAGGCAGCAAAGCAUAUCCGCCUUGGACCACUUCUCUCCUGUCGGUGGCCGCCUUGGACCUCCGACCGGAGCGUGGCAAUCAAGGGGCGGUCUACGGUUACAGCGUUGGGAGCACCAGUCCGAGCGAGCCGUAUUUAGAGGUCACCAGAGAGAAGAUGCGCUCAGUGCUCUACGCCGCAGUGCAAGGAGGUCAUGAUUCCAUUGUCUUGGGAGCUUUGGGCUGCGGUGUCUUCGCAAAUUCACCGGAGGUGAUUGCGAUGGAGUGGCGCAAGUUGCUGGAGCCAGGUGGUGAGUUCGGAAACUCCUUCAGCGUCGUGGUUUUCGCGAUUACCUUCAGCACCAAGAACUUCCGUGCCUUUGCAGAAGUCUUUGGUGAACUUGGGCCAUGCAUUGGAGAUGGUUCUGGAAAGGCAGACCAUGAAGCUGAAUUCACGGCACAUUUGAGGGCGUAAGGUCCUUGGCUGGAAAGAUACAAAGAUUUGUACGUAAAUGCCUCAUUAC
This is a messenger RNA of Durusdinium trenchii, 1315 nucleotides long. The record is from the annotation of a GenBank genome assembly. NCBI's taxonomy places the organism in Eukaryota, Dinophyceae, Suessiales, Symbiodiniaceae.